This is a messenger RNA of Sardina pilchardus (European sardine), 2671 nucleotides long. RefSeq names its product P2Y purinoceptor 4. Lineage: Eukaryota; Metazoa; Chordata; Actinopteri; Clupeiformes; Clupeidae. Gene Ontology annotation, molecular function: G protein-coupled receptor activity. Gene Ontology annotation, cellular component: plasma membrane. Gene Ontology annotation, biological process: G protein-coupled receptor signaling pathway. The record is from RefSeq and is a predicted model, not a curated record. The transcript has 2 exons. The coding region runs from base 54 to 1082 and encodes 342 amino acids.
UGACCAGCUGAAGCUUUCCAAGACCAAAGCUCUCAAACUCUUGACACCAAGGCAUGAUGUCCACCGUGUCACAAUUCAACACCUCAAACAGCAGCUCGCAGACUACUGACUGCACUCCUGAGGUCCAGCACGUCUCUCUUGCUGUGUUUAUCACCCUGGUCUUCGUGGUGGGAUUUUGCCUCAACGGUUUCAGCCUGUGGGUCUUCUGCUGUCGCAUGCCCCGUUGGAACUCUGGGACGGUUUUGCAGUUCCACCUGGCCCUCAGUGAUGCUCUCGCCACUCCAGCCACCAUCAUGGCAGCAGUGUAUUUCGCCAAUGACAGCAGCUGGCCAUUUGGGAGGUUUCUGUGUCAGGUGAAGAUCGGUCUACUCAGCGCGCAUUUUUAUGGGAGCACCUUGUUCCUGAUGCUCAUCAGCAUCCAUCGCUACGUGGCGGUGGUUCAUUUCAAUCGGAGUAGCCUCAUGAAGCAAAAAACCUUCGUCAAAAAAGUCUGCGUUGGGAUCUGGAUUUUUUUGCUGGCAAAAGGCAUCAUCUAUGGCUACCUUCUCCCAUCCACCACUGAAAAGUCACGUCAUGUACAAUGCCUCACCAUUCAUCAGAAACAACUCGUAGAUUCCUACUUUGUUAUUAAUUUCAUUCUCUUCAUUGUCGGCUUCCUUCUACCAUUCUCUGUCUCAGCUGCCUGCUAUGGCCUACUUGCCAGCUCUGUAUCUCAAAUCAACCCAAGCACAGCGCAUGGUCCAGCAGUCAAGUCAAAGUCCCUAAGGAUGAUUGCUGUUUGUCUUCUGAUAUUUGGACUGUGCUUCCUGCCACUGAAUGUCACCCGAACUAUAGGAGUAGUGGUGAAGAGGUUCUACCCAGACAGUUGUGAUGUUCUUCGACAAGUGGAGACUGCUUAUUAUGUGUCUUGGAUCUUAGGUGGAGUAAACUGCUGUCUGGAUCCUCUCAUCUACUUCUUCGGCUCAAACAAUUUCAGGAGAACAAUUUGGAAAUCUCUCAAGAUCUCACGAGAGGAAAAAAGGAGUGAGUCUGAGACCAUCAGCCAAACUGGUCGGAGAGUUGUAAUGAAUGAUGUCACAUAAAUGAGUUUGACUGGCAAAAACUGCCCUUUUAUAUUUUUUGUUAUCUAUGUUACUUUUUCAAAUAGAAGUGUCAUUUUUGUAAAUAUUUUUUGAUUAGGCAUUUGUGUUGUGUUCCACUGUUAGCAGCAGUAUUUUGUAUAGACUACUAUAUAACCACAAGUAAUGCUGUAUACAGAGGUCUGUAUUGACUUGCACUUUACACUGCUGUUGAUAGAUUUGUAGCGCUUGCCUCAAAAUAUGUUGAAUGAGUAUAAAAACAAUCAUAAGUACAGCAGUUCAUCACAGUUCAUCAAUUGUGGUUGGGAACUUGACCUGCUGCAACUGCAAUGCUAAAAGGUCAUAGUUUUGUUUUUCUAAAAACAAAAAAUAAUCCCUGUUAAUUCCAUGCCGUUUGACUUUUCAUCAAUCAUCAGGAGGAGAGGUCAUGUUUAGUGAAUUUUUCUAAGAGCUUCUAAAUACGAACUGGAAGCCAGUUAAUUUGUUUUGGAAUAAGAUAUGCUUAUAAAUGUACAUUCAGUUCAUAUUUUUGAGUGGGAUAAAUGACAAAAAGUGUGCAUCCAUGAAAUGCAUCACUAGACCGUCCCAUACACAGAACAAUGAAGAUAGCUGAACGUCUGUGACUUAAUUAAAACGGUGCUAUGGAAAGUGUUGCAAAUAUUUUUUAGAACCAAAAGCACUACUGAAGGGGACUGUGCUAUAGAGGCUGAAGUGUGUUGUUUGACAGACAGAAGCAAAUGUUCUCUGUGGACUUUUUUUCCCUUUAUACCUCUAAUUGUGAAUGAUUUGUGAAUUCUCAAGGCACAUCGAUUCCCUGCACAUAGAAGUAUAACACAUGCACUUAAAGCAAACAAGUGGCUGAUGCUAUACGCUGGUAAGUCAUUGUGCACUCGUUUUUUCUGCAUGUUUGCAGCACUGUAGAGCACAGUAGGUUUAGUCAUUUUUUCUAAUAGAAAAGGGGAUGUGAAAAAAGGGUGGAGGUCAUCUAGACUUUUAAUGUGUAUGAUGCCAACAAACUUUAGUAUGAUUGGAAUGUCAUUGUCUUUUCUACCCAUAACAGGUCUCAAAAGAUAAGAUAUGUAGGCUACUGUAUUUAGAUAUUAUUCUGGAAAUGAAUCUGUUGACACUUCAUUACUUAAAACGACAAAUUAUAGAAAGACAAAUGAUCAAACAACUAAAAUAAAGAUGUGUCUUUAUAUAUUAUGUAGCUCAGGGAUAUUGAUAUCAACAUUCUGCCUUUAGAAAACAUUUCCAUUAUACAGUACUUCUUUAUUAACACAUGGGUUACAAUUCACAACAUCCGUAUAUGGUAAAGAGGUCUUCCAGGGAAGCAAUUUAGUGACAAAAAAUAUGAACAUGCCUAACCUUGAAGGACAGCAGCAGGUGCACUGUUUGUAGCAUGCUGGGGGUGGCUACACUUUCCUAAUGACUGUUGUAAAGCCUCCUAUAUUGGAUUUUGUGUUAUGCUGUUGUGUUGCUGCUAUGUUGUGUGUUCUUUGUGAGUAAUAGAGAAGGCUAAUACCUGAUGUUAGUCUGUAGCUUGACUGUAGUCAUUCUAUUAUUGUAGCUGUAGCUCUUUAGCUUAAAUGUCA